AUGUCUGACAACGGCGAACUGGAAGACAAGCCACCAGCUCCUCCUGUCCGGAUGAGCAGUACUAUCUUCAGUUCAGGGGGCAAAGACCAGUUGUCUGCCAACCACAGCUUGAAACCCCUGCCCUCUGUACCAGAAGAAAGAAAACCUAGGAAUAAAAUCAUCUCCAUAUUCUCUAGCACUGAAAAAGGAAGCAAGAAGAAGGAAAAGGAAAGGCCAGAAAUCUCCCCACCGUCAGAUUUUGAGCAUACCAUCCAUGUUGGCUUUGAUGCUGUUACUGGAGAGUUCACUGUAAGUAUACCUGCCUUGGAGUUGCUCAGAAAACAGCCUCGGGGAAUGCCAGAGCAAUGGGCUCGGUUGCUUCAGACCUCAAAUAUCACGAAGCUAGAACAGAAGAAAAACCCCCAGGCGGUACUAGAUGUGCUGAAAUUCUACGACUCCAAAGACACAGCAAAACAGAAAUAUCUGAGUUUUUCUGCUCCAGGUGAGAUCCAAGUGUGUGCAAGACAUAUUGAAGAGGAGCUGGACCUUGCCCCUCCUGUCUCUGUGGCAGAUGAUGAUGAGGAUGAUGAAGAAGCUCCUCCUCCUGUUAUUGCUCCACGGCCAGAUCACACAAAAUCGAUUUAUACACGGUCUGUAAUUGACCCCAUCCCCGCACCAGCUAGUGACACUUCUGUCGACAGUGCGACGAAAUCAGGUGAUAAGCAGAAAAAGAAGACCAAAAUGUCGGAUGAAGAGAUCAUGGAAAAACUACGCACUAUUGUGAGCAUAGGAGAUCCCAAGAAAAAAUACACCAGAUAUGAAAAAAUUGGGCAGGGGGCUUCAGGUACAGUUUUCACAGCUAUUGAUGUGGCAACGGGGCAGGAGGUUGCUAUUAAACAGAUAAACCUGCAGAAACAGCCCAAGAAGGAGUUGAUUAUUAAUGAGAUCUUGGUAAUGAAAGAGCUAAAGAACCCCAACAUAGUCAACUUCCUGGACAGUUACCUUGUAGGAGAUGAAUUGUUUGUGGUGAUGGAGUAUCUAGCUGGAGGCUCACUAACAGAUGUGGUCACAGAAACAUGUAUGGAUGAAGCACAGAUUGCUGCUGUUUGCAGAGAGUGCUUGCAAGCGCUUGAGUUCCUACAUGCCAACCAGGUCAUCCACAGGGACAUUAAGAGUGACAACGUGCUGUUAGGAAUGGAUGGAUCAGUUAAACUAACCGACUUUGGUUUCUGUGCUCAGAUCACCCCAGAGCAGAGCAAGCGCAGCACUAUGGUUGGAACUCCUUACUGGAUGGCUCCUGAAGUGGUGACACGGAAAGCGUACGGCCCUAAAGUGGAUAUCUGGUCUCUGGGCAUCAUGGCUAUUGAAAUGGUGGAAGGAGAACCCCCAUACCUCAACGAAAACCCCCUGAGGGCUUUAUAUUUGAUAGCAACAAAUGGCACACCGGAGCUGCAGAACCCUGAGAAACUGUCCCCAAUAUUCCGGGAUUUCUUGAACCGAUGUUUGGAGAUGGAUGUGGAGAAAAGAGGAUCAGCCAAAGAAUUGCUACAGCAUCCCUUCUUGAAACUGGCCAAACCUCUGUCUAGCUUGACGCCACUGAUCUUGGCAGCCAAAGAAGCAAUGAAGAGUAACCGCUAACGUUACUGCCACAGCCUUCAUCCUUUUUUUUGUUUGUAUUUUACAAAUCUU
This is a messenger RNA of Gavia stellata (red-throated loon), 1668 nucleotides long. It is a transcript of the gene PAK2, whose product is annotated as p21 (RAC1) activated kinase 2. The record is from RefSeq and is a predicted model, not a curated record. Gene Ontology annotation, biological process: protein phosphorylation; regulation of MAPK cascade; regulation of axonogenesis. Gene Ontology annotation, molecular function: ATP binding; protein serine/threonine kinase activity. NCBI's taxonomy places the organism in Eukaryota, Metazoa, Chordata, Aves, Gaviiformes, Gaviidae. Gene Ontology annotation, cellular component: cytoplasm. The transcript is spliced from 14 exons. The coding region runs from base 1 to 1617 and encodes 538 amino acids.